Molecule: messenger RNA, 495 nt
Organism: Cryptomeria japonica (Japanese cedar)
Lineage: Eukaryota; Viridiplantae; Streptophyta; Pinopsida; Cupressales; Cupressaceae
Product: heavy metal-associated isoprenylated plant protein 29-like
Exons: 3
Coding region: 1-495 (164 amino acids)
Molecular function (GO): metal ion binding
Source: RefSeq, a predicted model, not a curated record
AUGCGAAAUUUAUCCAGAAUACCCUGCCAAGAAUCCCUGGGAGGAUUACCAGUAGAGAUAGGAAUACCCAGAAAAGCUUUAUUGCAGGCAUUGCAGAUUGUGGAGUUGCAAGUAAAUAUGGAUUGCGGUGGCUGUGAAAGAAAAAUUCGCAAGGCUCUCUCUCAACUCCAAGGUGUAGACAACGUGGAGAUCGACAUGUCAAAGCAGAAAGUUACAGUGACUGGUUAUAUCGAUCGUAAAAAGGUUAUAAAGGCUGUGAGAGGAUGUGGGAAAAAGGCAGAGGUGUGGCCUUAUCCUUAUGAUGUCCAGUUUACUUCUUAUACUGAGCGUUAUUAUGAAAGACAAACGUUUGAUUCCACUUACAAUUACCGUAAGCAUGGAUACAAUGGCAGCAGCCAUGGCUAUUAUCAAAGUCCUCCCUACUCUACAGUUGUAGACGAUAACUUGACAGAUUUAUUCAGUGAUGAAAACCCCCAUUCGUGCAGAAUAAUGUAA